UUUGGGGUUGGAAAAGAUGAGGAGAAAAGUGUAGGACCUUUGUUUCCAAGAUUACAUGUAAAUGAUACAGAGAAAGGAGGACCAAGGGCACCACCAAGGAACAAGAUGGCUUUAUAUGAACAACUUAGUAUUCCUUCUCAAAGGUUCAAUUCUGGGUCAGGUUCUACAUUGCCUUUACCACCUAGUAAUAAUACAGUUUCUUCAGCCUCAGCUUCCUUGAGCCAGGGGGGUGGGCAUGAAAGGACUGUGUUUUCACCAUAUUACAUCCCUCCUCCUACACCUCAUCACUUUGCUGAGGAGAUUCAUUCUCGCUCCUCUGAUUGUGUCAAUCAUAAGACCAUGACACGGGAUUCAGAACAGAAAUCCACAGAUAAUGCAAAUUAUCGAAAACCUAAUGCUGAAAGCAGUUCAUUUCGCACACGCUACUUCCCCAACUCAAAGAGCACUCACCCGAAUAGGGCUGGAGAUGAGGAUGAUUUUAUGGUUCCAACGUUUGCUCAGCCAAAAACCAAUACUGAUACCACCAAACAUCAGCAAAAUGUGGGACAGGAAAUGCUUAGUCCGUUUAAUGCAGUUAACAGUACGGGAAGGGUUGUAUCUGGUACUUGUGUUUCUUCAUCACAACUUCAUAAUGCUGGGGAUAAACAUCUGAAACGACCAAAUACUACGGACUUGAGGUCAAGACAAAAUUCUAGAAACCAGGAUGAAGAGAACCUGGCAGAAACUAACACCAGUAGGGACUUUCAGGAGAAGAGUACAUCACAUGCAUCAGCUGGAGAAAGGAUCUCACAUCCCAGGAAGUAUGUGUGUGCAUCAGACUCCAGACAUCAAAAUACUUCAGGUAAUGAUUUUGGAAGAUCAGAGGAUCUUAAUACACAACCACAUCAAGGGCGUUCUGGCGGUGGUGUGGAAGAGGUUAAUGUCUCAAGGAUUAGAAGUGAACCAUGUUCCAGAGCCUCUGUUGGAAACAGUCAUAAAAACUCCAAUGAAUGCGAUGAAGACAAAAUGCACAGUAUAUCACAAGGGAGAGAUGCAGACAGAAAUGAUGAUGUCUCCGAGACUUCUAUUCUGGAUUCUGUAUCGAGUUUGGACAUAUCUCCUGAUGAUGUUGUUGGUGUAAUAGGUCAGAAGCAAUUUUGGAAAGCAAGAAAAGAGAUCGCCAAUCAGCAAAGGGUGUUCUCUGUUCAAGUAUUUGAGUUGCAUAGAUUGAUAAAGGUACAGAAAUUGUUUGCUGGAUCCCCACAUCUGUUGCUUGAGGAAAAUUCUUUUUUAGUCAAGCCUUCUUUUAAGGAAUCACCUGUGAAGAAGCUGCAUCCGAAGUACGUCGUGAAACCUAUUCCAGAAAUCGCACAGCAGAAAGACAAUUCUUCGAGACCUAGCAGGAUUACUGAGUGCUCGGCUGAGAAUGCUGUUGAAAAACCUAAUCUUCCUUCAGUCAACGAUGGGACCGACAGAAGAAAUGGUAGCCAACAUCCAGUUUACGCCCCAUAUUCUGAAAACCCACCGCCAACACCGCCUCCUCCACCUCCUCCUAAUAAUAAUCAGGGUUGGUGCUUCCCACCACCAGGAAAUCAGUGGUUGGUCCCCAUAAUGUCCCCUUCCGAAGGCCUUGUUUACAAGCCCUACUCAGGGCCAUGUCCUCCAGCUGCUGGUUUCAUGACACCGUUUUAUGGCGGUUGUGGUCCUAUGAGCUUACCUCCUAAUGCAGGAGACUACUUAAAUCCAGCUUAUCAAUAUCCAGCUCCACACCCACAACAGAUAGGUCAUCAUCCUGCGGCUCCUGUUCCACCAACUUAUUUUCCUCCUUACGGGAUGCCUGUCAUGAAUUCAGUUAUGUCUGCCUCAGCUGUUGAACAAGUGGGUCCAUCAACUGAACAGUUAUCGACUGGAGAGUUCAAUGCUAACAUGCAAUCUCGAAACUCAUGCAACAUGUCAAGGAACCAAAGAAGUGAAGCAGUUGUCUCUCGUCGUUUACCUAAAUUUCAAGCAUCCAAAGACAGUGAAUUACAAGGGAGUACAGGAAGUAGUCCCGCAGAAAGAGCACAACGAACGGUUGCAACAGGUAACAUUUCUGGAAAGUUGGAUGCUCUUCCACUUUUUCCUACUGCUCCUGCUGCUCAGAAUGUAGAUGUAGUACCACAGCUCAACAACAAUGACAAGCAAUGUUCGCGUGUUAUUAAAGUUGUUCCUCACAAUCCUAGAUCUGCAAAUGAAUCAGCUGCUAGGAUUUUUAGGUCCAUACAAGAAGGAAGACAACAGUUUGAUUCACCGUAGAUGAAUUUUCUUACUCACUAGGUUUAGUAUUUCUGAUGAUAUACUGCUCGCCUCGCCUUGUAUCUUAACUUGACCUUAUAGUUAUCACUAUAUUAUCGAGUGUUUUGAUGUGCCUUUUCUUGUAACUGGGUUUCGCCUUGGCAACCUUGUUGUUUUGUAUGUAAAUAUAUUUCUGGAAGAUAUUUUAAAAAGUUUUCCUCUUGGAACA
Messenger RNA from Papaver somniferum (opium poppy), 2482 nucleotides. Its product is annotated as protein HEADING DATE 3B-like. The record is from RefSeq and is a predicted model, not a curated record. The transcript is spliced from 4 exons. The annotation marks the transcript as partial. NCBI's taxonomy places the organism in Eukaryota, Viridiplantae, Streptophyta, Magnoliopsida, Ranunculales, Papaveraceae. Gene Ontology annotation, biological process: regulation of photoperiodism, flowering.